AUGAUGCCUAUCGCCUACAUGACAGUUUUGGGCCUCUCUGGAUGUCUGGUCACCGUGUUCAUGUCGAACAACAUGAUCGUCUACAUGGUUCUCAGCCCGGAAAAAUAUGAAGAGUACCUGAAAGCAUUCGGACGUGAAGCUACAAUGGGAAGCACAUUCUCGUAUCUCUACUCUAUUGUGAUCACAGGUCUGAUGACCGUCAAUCGUGUCGUCAUAGUCACUAGUCCGCUCUCUGGACACUUCAGUACUCAAAGAAUCUUCAUAUACUCUGGAAUCCUUGCUGUUUUGGUCUUCAUCACUCUCAUCAUCCCGUAUUUCAGUGAUUGUAGCAUCACCUUCAGUCUCAAUCGUCUUUCCUUCAUUUCUGCUUGUGCUCCAAACAAACAUUGGAUCACCGCGUUCCAAAACACAUACGCCAUUGUGAUCCCGUUGUCGUGCAUGGUAAUUAACAUGGGCAUUGUCUUCCACGUCCGUUUUAAACGCCAAAAGACCUAUGAAAGAAUCAAAAACUGGUAUUACAACUUCCGCUCCCAAGUGCAGCCCAUCACAUUGUCAAACACAUCGACCUCAAGUACAAGCAUCUCAUCACAACAAAAAAACAAAAAAGAUUUUACAAUGAUGCGUCAAACGUUUUCGGUUGCUAUCUUCUUGUCGAUCUAUGAGCUAGGAGCAUUGAUUACCAGAAUCUUCCCGAAUGCGUACCAAUGGUUCCCAGAAGGAUUUCGUGAUGGCUAUUUCUAUUUUCGUAUGGAGUCCAUCGCACUUAUGAACUAUUUCAUCUACUAUCUUCACACUCCACUUUCUCGUCGAAUGAUCCGUCGCUUCCUGCGUUUGAAAGUCCCAAGUGAUGUUCCGAUCACUUUGGCCACUGUUAACCAACCAAAGAAAGUGACCUCAAGCCCAACUGUCCUAAUUAUCAAUUGA
Messenger RNA from Caenorhabditis briggsae, 924 nucleotides. The transcript has 5 exons. Lineage: Eukaryota; Metazoa; Nematoda; Chromadorea; Rhabditida; Rhabditidae. The coding region runs from base 1 to 924 and encodes 307 amino acids. The record is from RefSeq and is a predicted model, not a curated record.